AUGAUAACUUUUUCAGAGCAUUUAAUGCAAGAGCAGGCAGCUGUCGGCGUGGGGUUCAAGAAAACUACCACCCCUUCAGUCGUCCGGCUGAUGGCCGACAAACAUCGCCUUUGCAGUCGGCUACGCAAGUUGCCGCUGGAACGACCGAGCGAGGAUUCGGGGGGGAGGUUGAAGCUCGAGGAGCUGAAUUGGGAUCACUCGUUUGUUAGGGAGCUGCCGGGGGAUCCGAGAUCCGAUACGAUUCCCAGAGAGGUGCUGCGCGCUUGUUACACAAAAGUGUCACCUUCUGUUCAAGUGGAGAAUCCAAAGCUAGUAGUGUGGUCAGAUUCAGUUGCUAAGUUGCUUGAUUUAGAUCCUCAAGAAUUUGAGAGACCAGAUUUUCCACUUCUGUUUUCCGGAGCAUUGCCUUUGGUGGGAGGAUUGCCGUAUGCACAAUGCUAUGGUGGACAUCAGUUUGGUGUAUGGGCUGGGCAGCUUGGUGAUGGACGCGCUAUUACACUUGGAGAGCUUCUGAAUUCACGAGGUGAACGAUGGGAGUUGCAACUCAAAGGUGCUGGAAAAACUCCAUACAGUCGAUUUGCAGAUGGCCUUGCAGUCCUUCGUAGUAGUAUACGCGAAUUCUUAUGCAGCGAGGCAAUGCAUGGGCUUGGAAUCCCUACUACACGUGCACUUUGUCUUGUUGCAACUGGGAAAUAUGUCAGCCGAGACAUGUUUUAUGAUGGCAACCCAAAGGAUGAGCCAGGUGCUAUUGUAUGCCGCGUUGCUCAGUCCUUUCUGCGGUUUGGUUCAUAUCAGAUUCAUGCUUCUAGGGGAAAAGAAGAUCUUGAAAUUGUUCGUCUUUUGGCAGACUACGCAAUCCGCCAUCACUUCUCUCAUAUUGAAAAAAUGGACAAGAGUGAGGACUUGUCUUUUGGAGCUGGUCAGGAGGGUUCUCCGGUUGUUGAUUUGACGUCAAACAAGUAUGCAGCUUGGUCGGUUGAGGUUGCUGAGCGUACGGCUUCCUUGAUUGCCAGCUGGCAGGGGGUUGGUUUCACUCACGGUGUGCUGAACACGGAUAACAUGAGUAUACUGGGUCUAACUAUUGAUUAUGGGCCUUUUGGUUUCUUAGAUGCCUUCGAUCCUAGCUACACUCCAAAUACCACUGACCUUCCAGGAAGAAGAUAUUGUUUUGCAAACCAGCCAGACAUUGGCUUGUGGAAUAUUGCCCAAUUUACUACAACUUUAGAAGCUGCUAACUUGAUUAGCAAAGAUGAGGCCAAUUAUGCUAUGGAAAGGUACGGGAAUAAAUUCAUGGAUGAAUAUCAGGCCAUAAUGACCAGAAAACUUGGUCUAGCUAAGUAUAAUAAGCAGCUGAUUAGUAAGCUUCUUAACAACAUGGCUGUUGAUAAAGUUGACUACACAAAUUUCUUCCGUGUGCUCUCAAAUAUUAAAGCAGAUCCUAACAUCCCAGAAAAUGAGCUCCUUAUUCCCCUCAAGUCUGUGUUAUUAGACAUUGGUCAGGAGCGAAAAGAAGCCUGGAUCAGUUGGGUGCAGACCUACAUCCAAGAGCUGGUGUCAAAUGGCAUCGUUGAUGAACAAAGGAAGGCAGCCAUGAACUCGGUAAACCCAAAGUACAUUCUUCGCAAUUAUUUAUGUCAGGGUGCUAUAGAUGCUGCUGAACAAGGUGACUAUGAAGAGGUUCGUAGGGUUCUCAGAGUCAUGCAAAAUCCAUAUGAUGAACAGAAAGGAAUGGAGAAGUAUGCUCGCUUGCCACCAGCUUGGGCUUAUAGGCCUGGAGUGUGUAUGCUUUCUUGCUCGUCGUGAGAUAAAUAAUUACUGGCUGUAGAAUUGUGGGUGUAAUAUGUAGAUCAUUAUUGUAUAUAUUCGACAGUUUUGUAUUCACAGUAAAAUGAAGGUUGAUACAGCACAGCAGGAACUCUUAGGUAUGGUGGAAAUAGAGAAAGCAUUGAGUUUAUUUAUAGUGCCUUGUAUGGUAUGACAUUUCUGUGGGUGUUCUAGUUUGUUGGAAAUACUCAAGAAUUUGACGAAGUGUUUAUGAGGUCUAUUCUUGAGCGAGGGAAGAUGUUGUAAUGGUGGGAAUUUUAUGUUGAGCCUAUUCUAGUGAUGAUCAGUCUCCCAAUGACUAAGUUCAUGAUCA
This is a messenger RNA of Asparagus officinalis (garden asparagus), 2137 nucleotides long. RefSeq names its product UPF0061 protein azo1574. The record is from RefSeq and is a predicted model, not a curated record. Bases 1 to 1803 code for a protein of 600 amino acids. The transcript has 9 exons. NCBI's taxonomy places the organism in Eukaryota, Viridiplantae, Streptophyta, Magnoliopsida, Asparagales, Asparagaceae.